AUGGCAUCGUUCGAUCUUGACAGCUUCUUGUUAAAUCCGUCACUUGACCAAAUUAAUAAGUGCAGAAAGGAUAAUUUGGUCGAGAUAGCUGUGCACUUCAAUGUCCUGUUUGCCAAAUCAAUCCUGAAAAAAGAAUUAAAAUCUCUAGUCAUAGGUAAGUUGGUGGAAUUAGGUAUAAUUGUUUUGCCGGUGCUCCCUGAGUCACCUGUGUGCGCACCUGGCUCUGAGACUGCGGCUGAUUACACUGCACAAAGGGAGUUCAGUAAAGUGUCUGCUCAGCCCAAAACUCCCUUUACCUUGCCUCGCUAUGAUCCUCCUUUCUCAGGCAGCACUGAUUCUCUGGGUGAGGCCAGACUGAAAGUCAGGCUGGCACGAAUCCAGAUGGAGGCUCAGGAGAGAGCCGAGAACCGGCAAGCAAAGCUGAGGCUUGAGAUCCGGAAAAUGGAGAUCGAGGCUGAUAAAGCAGUCAGACUACGUCAGCUGGAGCUAGAAGCUCAGCUGAAAGCAACCCCGGCACUGGAUGCAUCUGCAGAUGCAAUAAUGUCACCUCCUUCCACCAGCUCUACCCGAGAGUCCUUUGACAUCGGUAAGCAUAUUUCUCUUGUUCCACCAUUCAGAGACUCUGAAGUUGACAGUUAUUUUCCGGCAUUUGAGCGCAUUGCGACUGCACUUCAGUGGCCUUAUGAAGAGUGGCCACUACUUCUCCAAUGUAAGAUCCAUGGUAAAGCACAAGAAGCUGUAGCUGCUCUACCUUUAGCGGAGAGCUUGAACUAUGAAAAGGUAAAGAUGUCUAUUUCACGUGCCUAUGAAUUAGUCCCUGAAGCUUACAGGCAAAAAUUUCGGAACCACACAAGGGGCCCUGAACAGACGUAUGUGGAGUUCGCAAGGGAAAAGGGAACUCUUUUUGAUAAAUGGUGUAACGCUAGUAAAGCUGCUGAUUUCAGUUCACUCCGUGAACUAAUUCUUCUGGAAGAAUUUAAGAAAUGUCUACCAGAGCGCAUUGUUGUGUACCUAAAUGAACAGAAAGUUUCAUCUCUCUCUGCAGCCUCUGUACUGGCUGAUGAAUUUGUGCUAACCCACAAACCUGUGUUUCUGUCUACUUACGAAAAGCCUCGUGCUCCGGCACCACAGAGUGGACAAGCCAGAGUGUUCCACAGAAGGGAUGAAAAAAGCUGUAACUAUUGUCAUAAAUCUGGACACCUCAUUGCAAACUGUCCCUCCUUAAACAGGAAAAAACAGAAUGGCAACGGAUCGCCCCCUAAAGGCGUUGGGCUCAUUAAAUCUGAGAAACGUGUAGAAUCUAAUGCUGUUUCUUCUGUUUGCCCAGAUCCAUGUUUUGAGCCGUUCAUAUUCGACGGGUAUGUAUCUCUGACAGGUGAGACUGCUGAUCAGUGCCCAGUACGCAUUUUGAGGGACACCGGUGGCUCUCAAUCUGUUAUACUGGCUAGUGCAUUGCCAUUUUCGGAAAAGUCUUUUUGUGGUUAUACUGUUGCCUUGCAAGGUAUUGAGAUGGGUUAUGUCCCACAACCGGUGCAUACAGUCCACAUUAAGUCCUGGUUGAUAAGUGGGGUUUUUCCUGUGGCUGUCAUUCCCGCUCUGCCUAUAAAAGGAGUAGUUCUCCUCAUGUGCAACGACAUCGCGGGUGGCCAGGUAACCCCUGCACUAGAGGUGUCUGACUCUCCGCAGAGCCCUGAUAUAGAAAAUGAAACAGAAACUGCUCAGAAACUGUUUCCAUCUUGUGCUGUAACUCGUGCGCAAUCUCGUAAAUUGGACGAAUUCUCACUGUCGGAUACUGUGCUAAUGUCUGCUUUUUCAGAUGUGGAAGUUGUGAAGGAGAAAGCUCCCACAUCUCUGCUGUCAGAAAGUGCCGAGCCCGUGGGUUCUGCGAAUCUGAGUUUGGCGCCGUCGGACAGUCCGACGCUGCCGGUGGGCAGUGAACGUCUCGCCGCUGCGCAGAGGGCUGACCCGACUCUGGCACGUUGCUUCAAAAGUGUGGUGAGUGCCGACAAAGCAAGUGGUGAAACAGUAUCUUACCUAAUGAAUAAAGACAUCCUGGUGCGUAAAUGGACUCCUGCAGUGUCUGAUUGCGAAUAUAGUGCUUUACAAGUUGUAGUGCCUUUUGUAUACCGGCAGCAUGUAUUGUCAGUUGCCCACGAGAGCAAAUGGUCAGGUCAUUUGGGGGUGAAUAAGACCUACAACCUCAUCCUCAAGCAUUUCUUCUGGCCUGGGUUAAAAUCUGAUGUAGCCAAAUUCUGUCGCUCUUGUCAUGUGUGUCAACUAGCGGGUAAACCAAACCAAACCAUCCCACCUGCUCCACUCCAUCCUAUUCCUACCAUAGGUGAGCCCUUUGAGCGUGUAAUCUUAGACUGUGUAGGCCCAUUGCCCCGCUCUAAAACAGGUAAUCAGUACCUACUCACCAUUAUGUGUGCUGCCACCCGCUAUCCGGAAGCCGUCCCGCUGCGUAAAAUUACGUCCAGCUCUGUUGUCAAAGCCCUGACAAAGUUUUUCUCCACGUUUGGCCUCCCUCGUGUUAUCCAGACCGAUCAAGGUACAAACUUUCAGUCUCGGUUGUUCAAACAAGUCCUUAAAACGCUCAAUGUCCAACACUCCGUGUCCAGCGCGUAUCAUCCUGAAUCCCAGGGAGCGUUAGAACGUUGGCAUCAGACAUUAAAAUCCAUGCUGCGUAAAUACUCCCUAGAGACAGGUAAAAGUUGGGAUGAAGGGGUUCCUUUCGUGUUGUUCGCCGCUCGUGACGCUGUCCAGGCAUCCUUAGGGUUUAGCCCCGCAGAGCUCGUAUUUGGCCACACACUCCGCGGUCCGCUUAAAUCUCUGCAAGAAAAAUUCCUGUCCUCUGAAGUCUCACGUGAAGAGAACGUACUUGAUUUUAUGAGUAAAUUCCGCGAGCGUUUACACCGUGCAAACUCGCUCGCUAAAGAGUGUCUUUUGUCCUCCCAGACUGUGAUGAAGCGUCGUUAUGACCGAUCUGCCGUCCCACGCCGAUUUGAUGUUGGUGACAAAGUGCUGGCCUUGCUGCCGAUCCCUGGUUCUUCUCUCUCUGCUAAAUUUACCGGUCCCUAUGAGGUCCGUGAAUGCCUCAGUGACCUCAACUAUGUUAUUGCUACACCGGAGAGAAGGCGUAAAAGUCGUGUUUGUCACAUAAACAUGCUCAAACCUUACGUCACACGCGAACCGAACCCAGCUGUCGCUCCACCAGUGGUUCCCCCAAAAGCUAAUACUAUCGCUGUCAAUGCUCUGAUUGUCACUGAGUCUCCUACCAUUGCUGAUGAGGAUGAUUUACAGACGUGUACCUCAUCGCAUCAAACCGCGCGACUGCCGAAUUCGGAGUCACUGAAAACAUUGUCGUCCCAGCUAAGUCAUUUGACCCGCGCGCAACAAAGUGACCUAAUUGCUUUGAUCGAUAAUUUUAAGUGUCUUUUCGGCGACGUUCCAACUCGCACUACUGUUCUGCAACAUGACAUAGAUGUCAACGGAGCAAAGCCCAUCCGACAGCAUCCAUACAGACUCAACCCCGUGAAGCGCCAGCUCAUGAAAAAAGAAACAGAUUAUUUGUUAAAACACGGUUUGGCUGUGCCAAGCUCCAGCGCUUGGAGCUCUCCAUGUUUGUUGGAGAAAAAAUCAGACGGUACCCCUCGUUUUAUCACAGAUCUGCGAAAGGUAAAUUCAGUAACUGUCAAAGACUCGUAUCCUCUUCCUAGAAUGGAAGAUUGUGUCGACACGCUUGGCAGCGCUAAGUACGUCAGCAAGCUGGACCUAUUGAAAGGGUACUGGCAAGUCCCGUUAACGGAGCGCGCAUCUGAGAUCUCCGCGUUUGUGACUCCUGACUGUUUCUUGCAGUACACCGUCAUGGCGUUUGGCAUGUGUAACGCCCCGGCCACCUUCCAGCGGCUCGUUAAUACCGUCUUGGCCGGGCUGCCAAACUGUAACGCGUACUUGGAUGACUUAAUUGUUUACACAGUGACGUGGCAGGAGCACCUCCGCAUCCUCGAACAGGUGUUCACUCGUCUUGCGCACGCGACCCUAACGCUAAAUCUCGCCAAGUGUGAUUUCGGUAAGGCCACCGUCACCUAUUUAGGACGACAGGUUGGGCAGGGUCAAGUUAAGCCUCUCGACGCCAAGGUAACUGCCAUAGCCGAGUUUCCGGUCCCAACCACCCGCAAGGCGCUCCGUCGUUUUCUGGGCAUAGCGGGUUACUACCGUAGCUUCUGCCGCAACUUCUCCUCCGUUGUUCAGCCGUUGACUUCUCUAACUAAUCCCAAAGUCGAAUUUGAUUGGUCCCCUGCCUGUCAGCAUGCGUUUGACAGCGCAAAGUCCCUCCUUAGCCACGCCCCUGUCCUUGCAGCUCCUGACUUCUCCCAGCCGUUCAAACUUGAGGUAGAUGCCUCUGCAGUAGGUGUCGGGGCUGUCCUGUUGCAGGAGGAUAGUGAUGGAGUUGACCAUCCAGUAGGAUAUUUUUCCCGCAAAUUUAACAAGCAUCAGGUGAACUACUCAAUCAUAGAAAAAGAAACCCUUGCUUUGUUAUGGUCACUUCAACACUUUGAAGUAUACGUAGGUUCCAGCCCUCUGCCAGUGGUGGUCUUCACUGACCACAACCCACUCGUCUUUCUGCAUCGUAUGUAUAACCACAACCAAAGGCUUAUGCGGUGGGCACUGGUCAUGCAGGAUUACAAUGUGGAGAUCCAGCACAAAAAGGGGUCUGACAAUGUUGUAGCAGAUGCGUUGUCCAGAAUGUAA
Xyrichtys novacula (pearly razorfish) is the source of this 4752-nucleotide messenger RNA. Lineage: Eukaryota; Metazoa; Chordata; Actinopteri; Labriformes; Labridae. The record is from the annotation of a GenBank genome assembly.